Messenger RNA from Phymastichus coffea, 15651 nucleotides. Its product is annotated as ankyrin-2-like. The transcript has 23 exons. Gene Ontology annotation, molecular function: protein binding. The record is from RefSeq and is a predicted model, not a curated record. Bases 84 to 15476 code for a protein of 5130 amino acids. Lineage: Eukaryota; Metazoa; Arthropoda; Insecta; Hymenoptera; Eulophidae.
GGCGGCUGCAGUGGCGGCGGCGGCGGCGGCUAGAGAAGAGACGACCACUGGCUUUAGGCUAGUCUGACCGCCGCAGCCGCACCAUGCCCUGGCCCAGCGACGAUCAUCCGGCCAUUCUCAGGCUGCAGAGUGAUGCCACGACGGCGUUCCUGCGGGCCGCGAGGUCGGGUAACCUCGAGAAGGUGAAGGAGUUUCUGGACAGCCACCUGGACAUCAACACGGCCAACUCGAACGGACUGAACGCCUUGCACUUGGCGUCCAAAGAUGGCCACUUGGAGAUCGUGCAGGAGCUGCUGAAGCGCGGCGCCCUCGUGGACGCGGCCACGAAGAAGGGAAACACGGCGCUGCACAUAGCCUCGCUGGCCGGGCAAGAGGAGGUGGUGCGGCUGCUGAUCCAAAGUGGCGCGCAGGUGAACAUUCAGUCGCAGAACGGCUUCACGCCGCUGUACAUGGCCGCGCAGGAGAACCAUGACCAGGUGGUGAAGCUGCUGCUGGGCAACGGGGCCAAUCAGAGCCUGGCGACCGAGGACGGCUUCACGCCGCUGGCGGUAGCCAUGCAGCAAGGCCACGACAAGGUAGUGAGCGUGCUACUAGAGAACGACUCGAAGGGCAAGGUGCGCCUGCCGGCGCUGCACAUCGCCGCCAAGAAGGAUGACUGCAAGGCGGCCGAGCUGCUGCUGCAGAACGAGCACAAUCCGGACGUGACGUCCAAGAGCGGCUUCACGCCACUGCACAUCGCCGCGCACUACGGCAACGAGGACAUCGCGCGGCUGCUCAUCAAGCGCGGCGCGGACGUGAACUUCCUGGCGCGGCACAACAUCAGUCCGCUGCACGUGGCGGCCAAGUGGGGCAAGGGCGGCAUGGUGCGCGUACUGCUGGAGAGCGGCGCGGCCAUCGACGCGAAGACGCGCGACGGCCUGACGCCGCUGCACUGCGCGGCGCGCUCCGGCCACGAGGAGGUGCUGGGCGCGCUGCUGGAGCGCCAGGCGCCGAUCUCGGCGCGCACGAAGAACGGCCUCGCGCCGCUGCACAUGGCCGCGCAGGGCGACCACGUGGAGGCAGCGCGCGUGCUGCUCUUCCACCGCGCACCCGUGGACGAGGUGACCGUGGACUACCUGACGGCGCUGCACGUGGCGGCGCACUGCGGCCACGUGCGCGUGGCCAAGCUGCUGCUCGACCGGCGCGCCGACCCGAACGCGCGCGCGCUCAACGGCUUCACGCCGCUGCACAUUGCCUGCAAGAAGAACCGGCUUAAGCUGGUGGAGCUGCUGCUCAAGCACGGCGCCUCGAUCGAGUCGACCACCGAGUCGGGCCUCACGCCGCUGCACGUGGCCAGCUUCAUGGGUGCCAUGAACAUCGUCAUCUUCCUGCUGCAACACGAGGCCAGCCCGGACGUGCCGACGUUGCGCGGCGAGAGCCCGCUGCACCUGGCUGCGCGCGCCAACCAGACCGACAUCAUCCGCAUCCUGCUGCGCAACGGAGCCCGCGUGGACGCGCGCGCCAGGGAGCAGCAGACGCCGCUGCACAUCGCCGCGCGCCUCGGCAACGUCGACAUCGUCAUGCUGCUGCUGCAGCACGGCGCGGCCGUCGACACCGCCACCAAGGACAUGUACACCGCGCUGCACAUCGCCGCCAAGGAGGGCCAGGACGAGGUGGCCGCUAUCCUCGUUGACAACGGCGCGUCAGUGAAGAGCACCACGAAGAACGGCUUCACGCCGCUGCAUAUCGCCGCCAAGUACGGUAACAUCAACGUGGCUAAGAUACUGCUGCAGAAGGAGAGCAGACUGGACGCGCAGGGCAAGAAUGACAUCACGGCUCUGUUGCUGGCUUGUCACUACGACCACCCAAACGUGGCGCAGCUGCUGCUGGAGAGGGGCGCCUCGCCUCACUUGGCUUCCCAGAACGGACAGACGCCGCUUCACAUCGCGGCCCGCAAGAACCAGAUGGACAUCACCACGACGCUGCUGGAGCACGGGGCCAAGGCCAACGUCGAGUCCAAGGCGGGCUUCACGCCGCUGCACUUGAGCGCCCAGAAGGGCCACUACGACAUGACCAAUCUGUUGAUCGAGCACGGCGCCGACCCCAAUCACAAAGCUAAGAACGGACUCACGGCACUGCACCUCUGCGCGCAAGAGGACUUCAUCAACGUGGCCUCGAUCCUGGUGAAAAACGGCGCGGACGUGGAGAGCGAGACGGAGACGGGUUACCGGCCGAUCCACGUGGCCGCCCACUUUGGCAACCUGUCGAUGAUACGCUUCCUGCUGAAGCACGGCGCCGCCAUGGACGUGAGCACCAAACAGAGCUACACGCCGCUGCACCAGGCCGCCCAGCAGGGUCACGUCCACGUCGUCUCGGCGCUCGUCGAGGCCAAGGCCUCGCACCGCGCGCGCACCAACGACGGCCUGACCGCGCUCAACGUGGCCCAAAAGCUGGGAUACAUCUCGGUCAUGGAGGUGCUCAAGGGGCUCGUCUACGACGGCCUCACGCCCGACAACAAGAACUGGGAGGAGAAAUACCGAGUGAUCGCCCCCGAAAGCCUGCAGGACGCGAGCCUCAUGUCCGACUCGGACGACGAGGGAGGUCGGUAUGGGGCGCGUCGUUCGGCGCUGGGACGCCCUCCAGACGGGAGCCGCUCUCGACGCUCGCCCGGCGGUUCGGACGCGCUGAUCAGCGAGCAGCCGUACCGCUACCUCACCGCCGACCUGAUGAAGAGCCUGCGCGACGACUCGCUGCCGAUCGACGUGACCAGGGACGACCCGCUGCACAAGCAACUCUCUCACGAGGAGAAGCAGCAGUUCGUGCAGAGCAGCAACUACUGCGCCGCCGAGACCUUCGACAGCAGCGACUGCGCGAGGUUCCUCGUGAGCUUCCUGGUGGACGCGCGCGGCGGCACGAUGAAGGGCUGCCGGCACAGCGGCAUCCGGCUGGUCGUGCCGCCCCGGCGAGCCAGCCAGCCGAUCCGCGUCACCUGCCGCCUCGUCAGGCCCGGCAAGAUGGCCAACCCACCGCCGCUGAUGGAGGGCGAGUCGCUGGCGACGCGCGUCAUCGAGAUGGGUCCCGUCGGCGCCAGCUUCCUGGGGCCGGUGCUCAUCGACGUCCCGCACUUCGCCUCGGUGCAGGCCCAGCACCGGGAGAUCAUCGUGCUGCGCAGCGAGAACGGCGAGAGCUGGAAGGAGCACGACAACGCUGCCGACAACGACUCGACGCUGCUCGGCACGGCCUUCGAUCCGGCGAUGAGUGCCGCGCACUCGGGCCGCAUCACGCGCAUCCUCGCCUCCGAGUUCCCGCAGUACUUCGCCGUGGUUACGCGUAUCAGGCAGGAGGUCCACGUGAUCGGCUCCGAGGGCGGCGUCCUCGCGUCCAGCGUGGACGCCCAGGUGCAGGCGGUGUUCCCGGCCAACGCCCUCACGAAGAAGAUCAAGGUGGGUCUGCAGGCGCACGUGAUCCCGGCCGAGCUGACGGCCAAGCUGCUCGGCAAUUGCGUGGCCGUAUCGCCGGUGGUCACGAUCGAGCCGCGCCGGCGCAAGUUCCACAAGCCGAUCACGCUGACGCUGCCGGUGCCCCGGGCGGCUAACAAGGGCAUGGUCAACCAGUACGGUGCCGACACGCCCACGCUGCGGCUGCUCUGCAGCAUCGCCGGCGGCACCAGCGAGGCCCAGUGGGAGGACGUCACCGGCUCCACGCCCCUCAACUUCGCCAGCGACAAGGUCUCCUUCACCACCACCGUCUCGGCCCGCUUCUGGCUCAUGGACUGCCGUAACGUGCAGGAGGUGCCCAAGAUGGCCUCCGACCUCUACCGCGAGUCGCUCUACGUGCCCUUCAUCACCAACUUCGUCGUCUACUCCAAGCGGUUGGAGCAGGUGGAGGCCACCCUGAGAAUCCUCUGUAUGACCGACAGCAAGGAUGGCACGCCCACGCUCGAGAAGCAAGAGCGAUUCGCCGAGAUAGUCAAAAGCCGCGACGUCGAGACGCUCGACGGCAAAGACCUAUACAUCGAGUUUAGCGGCAACCUGGUGCCUGUGACCAAGUCCGGCCAGCAGCUCAAGCUCACCUUCCGAGCUUUCAGGCAAAACCGACUCUCGUUCCAUGUAAAGAUCAAGGACGCUCAGCUCGAUCCCGUGGCUAGGAUGAUGUUCAUGCGCGAGCCCAAAGUCGCCAAAGGCGAGCCCGCCCAGCAGCCGGUCUGCCUACUCAACAUCGUGCUGCCUGACAUCGCUUGCCUCGAUAACAACAGGACCCUUGAGGACUCCAACAUCAUUGCGCAAAAAAUGGAUCUACUCAGGAAGUCUUACCAGAUAGACUACAGCGAAGAGAAGAGCGAUCGGCCCAAAUACACCUCGCCAUCAGAGAGCGGCGAGUUCGUUGCUCAAGAUGCAGUCGGUAGCCUGCUAGCUCAAAAAGAUCAAUUUGCCACUCCCUUAGAGACCGUAGAGGCUAGCUUUUCCGCAUCACCUGCCUUGGAAAAAAAGACUUACACCGAGAAGCGACGAUUCUGGGAAGAUAUGGCGCGUAGUAAGCGUGAAAGUUUUCAACGCAGCGAGUCCGAGGUGUCGCAUACUUCUCAACUUACUUAUCAUGACAGUGAUAGCGAGUGCCUGAGCGAGGUACGCGAGCAUAACGGCGGCGAAGCUUCCGGGGUAGGCGACGGCCCGUCAACCGACAUGUCUGAGGCUACUGUGGCCGAGAAAGCUCAAUACUUUGAAAAGCAAAUACUCAAAGAGCAGAAGACCAUCAGAACUUCUGUUAUUAGUCAGUCGUCUCAAGAUUUGGCGAGGGGAACAGCAAGGUGGUCGGGCAUUUCGACCUCCAGUGAAGACGACAAGUCACUUAAAGUAUUUGAAGAAACCGAGCGAAUGUUGGAAACGAAAACGAGUGAGGAGAUUGGCCAAGAGAAAUAUUGGGACAAGUCGAAAGGAGGAGAUAAAAGUAAGGACGGUAAAGGUAAGGCAGCGGAGAAGAAGGAAAAGGGACAUGCGCAUAUCCCGGAAACAAUUGAAAUAGCAGACAAUGGAGUGAAAGUAGAGAAGAUACGAAGCCAAGGUAAAGAGAAAAAAUUAGAGACAACUAAAAAAGAGAAAAAAAUGAAUAAAAUGGACAAUUCAGAUAAUGUCAAAAAAGAAAUAGACAAGCAGGAAAAAUCAGACAAACAGAAAGUGCAACCUGCGCACAAUCAAGACAAGCAGAAGAAAAUAGAAACAAUAGAAAAGGAAGAGAAAGAUGUUAUGGACAAGAUGGAUAAAGUAGAUAAAGAAGCGACUGAACUCAAGCCGGAGAAGGUCGAAAAGGAAUGGAAAGAUGUUAAAAUAGAAGUGUUGCAACCUGUUGCAAGAGUUGCCGAUGUUGAAAAGACUGAGAAGCUUGAUGAUAAACCCGAUAAACCCUAUGACAAGGCAGAUACCAAACUAUUAGAGGAAAAAAAAGAACAAAAAGAUAAGCAUGAAAAGAAAGGAUUUUUCGAUUUUAAAUUUAUGAGAAAAAAAACAGAUGAUGAAAAAAGUAAAAAGGAAGAAAAGCGAAAGAGUAAAGAAGAAAAGGAAUUAACUAAAAAGGAGGAAAGGAAAGGAUUUUUCAUAUGGAAACAUGACUCCAAAGAAGAGAAGAGUGAGAAAAAGGCUAUCAAAACCGAAAAAGAGUCGUCGCAAAUUAAAAUAGAACCAAGGGAAAUGAAAAGUGAUCAAGAGGUAAUUGACAGUGAAAAAAGUAUUAAGACUGACACUGACAAACCAUCAAUUCUGAAAAUUGAGACUAAUGAAAUAAAAAAUACUGAAGAAAAGACAGAUAGCGAAAAGGAAAUUAGUACAUCAACUACAAUACCACAAAUAUCUGAAAUGAAAGACACAGACGAAAAAUCAGAUAAUAAGAAGGAAAUCGAUAAUGAAACAGGUGAAGCGGCGAAAGACGCAUUUAAACGUAUGACACUUACAGAUCAAUCCACAAUAAUAGUAGAUAAUACAGAUGAUAAAGAUGAUCGGUUUGAGAUAUUGGCGCAAUCCACAUUAGAAAUAGACGUAAAAGAAGGCAAGGAACAAGAAAACGUAACAAUGCAACAAAAAGAUGCAGAAACUAAAUCGGCAGCAGUAAUAACAGCAGAAACAAAAAGAAUGGAAAAAUCUUCCCCGAAAAUGAUUCCACCACGACAAAAAGCUGAAGACAAACCAUUAUCCAAAUCGCCACCAAAGAAAGAUAAGCCGAAAAAUGAUUUAUUGUCAAAGUCUCCUCCGAAGAAAGACAAACCAAAGGAUGACCUGCCGUCAAAGUCACCUACAAUAAAAGAUAAACCAAAGGAUGACUCGUUAUUAUCAAAGUCAAUCCCAAGGAAAGACAAAUCCAAAGAUGAUUUGUUAUCAAAGUCGCCGCCGAAGGUACACGAACCGAAAGACGACGUGAUAUCAAAAUCGCCCUCAAAGAAGGACAAAAAUAAAGACGACUCGUUAUUAUCAAAGUCAAUCCCAAGGAAAGACAAAUCUAAAGAUGAUUUGUUAUCAAAAUCACCGCCAAAGACAGACGAACCGAAAGAUGACGUGACAUCAAAAUCGCCAUCAAAGAAGAAUAAACCAAAAGACGACUCGUUAUUAUCAAAGUCAAUCCCAAGCAAAGACAAAUCCAAAGAUGAUUUGUUAUCAAAGUCGCCGCCGAAGGUACACGAACCGAAAGACGAGAUGAUAUCAAAAUUGCCCUCAAAGAAGGACAAACCAACAGAUGACUCGUUAUUAUCAAAGUCGAUCCCUAGGAAAGACAAAUCCAAAGAUGAUUUGUUAUCAAAGUCGCCGUCAAAGACAGAUGAUCCGAAGGACGAUGUGAUAUCAAAAUCGCUCUCAAAGAAGGACAGACCAAAAGACGACUCGUUAACAAAUUCACCGCCAAAGAAAGAUAAACCAAAAGAUGAUUUGCUAUCAAAAUCACCUCCGCAGAAAGAUAUGCUUGACGAUGCCUUAUUAUCAAAAUCCUUGGCAAAGAAAUACGAACCAAGAGAUGAAGUGUUAUCAAAGUCACCUCCGAAAAAAGAUAAACUAAAAGAUAACAUAAUAUCGAAGGCAACACCAAAGAAAGACAAAUCAAAAGAUGAUUUAUUUUCAAAGUUCUUGCCAAAGAAAGAUGAAUCAAAAGAUGAUAUGCUAUCCAAGUCGUCUCCGAAGAGAAAUAAACCUAAAGAUGAUGUGCUAUCAAAGUCACCUCCAAAGAAAGAUAAAUCGAAAGAACACUUAUUGUUAUCAAAGUCGCCUUCAAACAAAGACAAAUUAAAAGAUGAAUUAUGCUUAAAGUCGCCUCCGGAGAAAGAUAAAUCAAAGAAAGAUUCUUUGGCACUAUCUGCCUGCAAGAGAGAAACAUUAAAUGAAGACGUUUCACAUAAAUUCCCUCCGAAAAAUGAGGCCUCGUUGAAGACGCCUCUCAAAAGAGACGAGCAAAAAGAUUUGACGCCACUGGUAGAGAAAGCAAAAGAGGAUGCGUUAUCGGGACCAAUUCAUAUGAUGGAUGAAACGAAAGAAGAUUUGGCGUCCAAAUCUCCUCCAAAGUACGAAAAAUUAACAGAAGACGCACUAACGAAUAUGUCACGGAAAUUGGAAACAGCGAAAGGAAUCGUUGUUGUUGAAACAAAACAAAAUGCGAAUAAAGAGAAAGAAUUAGUACCCGAUAAAACUGAAUCGGGUAUGUUGGAACCGGUGCUGUCAAAGCAAGAAAAAUCCACAGACCGUUUUACUAUGCAAUCUCUACACAAAACCGAUAAAAAUAAAAUUGACAUUGUAUCAUCUUCAAAAGUUGAUAUGGUUUCAGAGAAACCAACGUCAGAACAAGAAUCACUGAAAGCAGAUAAAGGCGUAUCAUCAAACUUGUCUUCCAAAACAGAAAUGGAAGUACUGAAAAUAACGACGAUCGAUAAUGAUGCAAAUAAGGAGGGCUCGGCAACAAUGAAUAUAAAAACAAUCAAGACCGGAACUAAAAAGGAAACAAUCUCAGCAGUUGGCCCUGAUAAAAAACUAAAACAAGAAAAAUUUCAUGACGGUGUGGAAGUCGAACGAGCUUUGGGUACACCAGAGAGAUCUAAACAAACGCUGGAAGUUUCAAAAAAGACGAUAAUAGAAUUAAAGCCUGCGCUGAUGAAAAAAGAAACAAAGGAUCAAAUUCCAAAGAUUUCCACGAUAAAACAAGAUAAACCAAAAGAUGUACCAAUGAGUAAAGUGCCUUCAAAGAAAUCUAUGAUUACUCCUUCCGUCGAAAAGCUAUCGCCUGAUAAGCAAGAAAAAUCCAAUAUUGAACCAGAUCAUCUCCUAAGUGAACCACAUAAAGGAGAAAGAUCUACGAAGAUGCCAGAAGAUUUACCUAAAGAAUCGCUAGCAGCACCGAAAAGGGAAAGGUCCUUAGGUAAAAUACCAGAGUCUUGGAUACCGGUGAGAGAAAAAUCAAAAGAAGAUUUUUCUAUUAUAUCGCCACCACGAACUGCUACACCGAAACGGGAAAAAUCUGUUGGUGAAAUUUCCAGGUCAAUGAUUCCAGUCAGAGAGAAAUCCAAAGAAGAAAUUCUAUUUAAGCCUACAUUUAAGGAUGACAAACCAACAGAAUCACCAACAGCAACUCCAAAAAGAGAACGAUCUUUGAGUGAAAUUCCAAAGUCAAUCAAAUCGCCGCCGAGGAUAUCACCUUCGGCAACACCUAAACGAGAAAAGUCUAUCGACGAAAUUCAAAAAUCCAUGAUUCCUGUGAGAGAAAAAUCUAAAGAAGAGUUUGUAAUCAAAUCACCUCCUGGAAUAUCACCAUCAGCAACACCGAGAAGAGAAAGGUCGUUGAGCGAAAUUUCGAAAUCUAUGAUACCGCGACGAGAGAAAUCAAAAGAAGAAUUUUCCAUCAAGUCUCCUGCAAACGACGCAUCAAACGGUUCUGCCAAAAAAGGAAAGUCUGCAGAAGAAAUUUCCAAGUCUAUAAUACCGAGGAGAGAAAAUUCCAAAGAAGAAUUUUCCAUUCAAUCGCCGCCACGAAUAUCAUCAUUAACCAUGCCGACAAGAGAGAGAUCGGCAAGUGACAUUCCAAAAUCUAUGAUACCGCGACGAGAGAAAUCGAAAGAAGAUUUUGCAAUGAAAUCAAGCCCGUUGCCGACGCCCAAGAGAGAAAAGUCCAGUGGUGAGAUAACGAAAUCCAUGAUACCAGUCAGAGAAAAAUCGAAAGAUGAUUUUUCGAUCGAGUCGCCGACGAAAGAUGCAACACCUAAAACAUUACCACCUUCCACCGCCAAGCGAGAAAAAUCUUCAGGUGAAAUAGCUAAAUCUAUGAUUCCGCGAAGAGAGAAAUCGAGAGAUGAAUUUUCGAUAAAGUCUCCUUCGAAAGUACCGUCGCCAGCUCCAAAACGAGCAAAUUCCUCGGGGGAAUUGCCCAAAUCAAUGAUACCACGGCGGGAAAAAUCAAAGGAUGACUUUGCUUCAAGAUCCCCUCCUAAAGAUGGCAAAUCAUCGUCAUCGUCGUCGUCGUCUACCGUUGCAAUGCCUGCAAAGAAAAAAUCCGUCGGAGAAUUUUCUAAAACAACGGUUGCAAGAAGAGAGAAGUCGAAAGAAGAAUUUUCUCUCAAGUCCCCGCCAAAACGCGAAAAAUCGAAAGACGAUUUGCCAUCGAUUUCUGUUCCCAAGAAAGAGCAAUCGAAAUCUGAAAUAUCGAAGUCAACGAUGCCCAUGCGGGAAAAGUCAAAAGGCGAAAUAUCGAAGGGAGCGAUUCCGAAGAGAGAGAAGUCCAAGGAUGAGGUUCUUGCUAAAGUUGCUCCCAAAAGAGAAAAGUCGAAAGAUGAUUUAGCUGCUAAGACUGGUCCGAGAAGAGAAAAAUCUAGAGAUGAAAUUUCUUCAAAAUUAGCCUCGAAAGAAGAAGUGUUUGCUAAGACAGGCUUGAAGCAUCAGGAUGCAAAAGGCGAGGUGUCACCGAAAUGCAGAGUUAAAAAGACUGAAACGACGGCAAUGACCAUAACGAGUACGGCGAGCAAGUUUGGUGCCACACGCCGCGACUCUAAGGAGGAAUCGUCUAGAGCUGGCGUUAAGAAGACUGUAGAGUAUCCUUCGAAGUCGAUUCCAAAGAGAGAGAAAUCGCAAGAUGAAGCGACGAAGAGUAGGCUUGCUAAGCGCCGAGAUUCGAAAGACGAUCCGACAAAAUUGCUAUCCAAAGGUCCAAAAGGUCCAAGAUUGCGAGACUCGGAUAGCCUAUCGUGCAGCUCGACCAGUUCGUCCUCGCCACGAGGAAGCUUUGGCAUAGCGGCGAAGAAGGAAGCCGAAGGGACGAAAGAAGCGGACGCUGUCGUGAGCGGCAAGAACGAGGAAAGCGAGCAGACGAGGACUGAACAACACAAGGAGCAUCCGAGAAUACGAGCUAGCGAGUCCUGGACAUACUCGGGGUCGCUCGCGGGUGAUUCGAAAGAGGCCUUAAAGCUUUUCGAAGACACGAGUGCCUUAAAGCCAGCCGAUUUUGUCACGGCCGAUAACGUACUUACCUCGAAAAUAGACUGCAAGUCCACAGCGUCCUUGGAAAAGACGGAGAUUCGAUCUUCGGGAGUCGACACUGGCGACGCCGAGAUUACGGCUCACGAACGAUGGGAGGACGCACAAAGGAAGCAGAUGUGCGCAUCUCUUGCCGAGGAGCGUCACUCGCCAGGCGAGAGGCUCGAAGAAGCGGAGAGCACCGUUAGAGACAGAGUACUGAGCGCCACGGAGAAGACUUUGCUGGGUUUGACCGACGAGCUUGCAACAGCAGGAGCUUCCGCUUCGGAAACGGGCGAAGACAUCGAGCACACAGUCGACAACAGAUCAGCCGAGAGCGAUGAGAAAACGACGAGAGCGUGGAAAGCAAGCGCAAUCGGCGCUGGGGUGAAGCUCGAUACGGAAUGUAGUGGCGAGAAUGCAGAGCGCGGCAGCAUUGGCAGAGUCGUCGACGAGUCUACCAUUCGCGAAGAAGCGACCCCCAUUUCUCGGCGGACUCGGGAGAAUGCAACGGAACACCGGGAAUGCUACGACGAGUCGGAGACAGUGCCAGGAGCAGCAGAGGUCAAGCGAUCAGGGGCGCGCGAGUCCGCAGUCGUCCACGACGAGCGCGGCGGCGGCGGCGACGGCGGCGACGACGACGACGACGUGAACCGCAAAUCCGAGAGCGCAAUGCGCGAUUCAGGCGCUGCGCAAAUGAUCGACAAGACGGACCCGGUUGUCUUGCAAGAGCCGGGCCAUGCUUGUGCGAGCGCCAGCGACCGCCUUACCAAAGACGAGUCCGGCAGCGGUUCCGAGCGAAUCGACGCCAAGCCGGAUAAGCUGGCGGACAUGAAAAUGGCCGCCGAGACGAGCUUCGACGGCAAGCUGACGUCCGAGCUGUCGGGCGCGAAAGUCCUCGAGAUUUUGGAGCCGGAGGCAGACCCGGUCUCAAGACAAGAUUCGACGGACGUCUCUUCCCUGGAGAUCGACGAGACGAGGUUCUCAUCGAGUGUCCCCAGAGUGGACACUCUACACGAAAGUCCCGCCGUCGACUCGCUGGAAGCCCUGGAGCGCGAGGGCUCCGCGAGCCCGGUCACAUUCUCGGAGGACACUAACAUCGACUACUCGCUACCGCGAGACGGUAGCCACAAGAGGCAAGAAGUGAGUCUGCAGAGAAUCACCAUCAGGCGCAGAACGGAGAGGGACUCGUUCGAGCUCGACAGCCCGCCGCUCGUUUCGCCCCGUCUCAAGCCCAGAGAGUUGGAAAUUCGGCCGGUGAACUGGUCGAUCGGCGACGAAAAAAUCGAAGUCAAGGAGACGCUCGAGCCCUCCGAAGCCUUUGACAAGGAACUAGAGGAAUACCAGACGUCGCUGGAGCAGCAGCAGCAGCAGCAGCAGCUAGAAAAAGUUGCGCUACCCGAGUUGGCCAUUCCGCGCAUACAUGAGCCACAAGCGUCGACCCCGAGGGCGUCCAAAUUUACGGUCGCACCGGUGAGCGAGUCGGACUUUGACGUUGACAGGGAACUGGUGGAGGAUAAGCUGGACGUCAGCUGCCAGGAGCUGAUGGACACAUUGCAGCGAGAGUACGAGGCGAAAACCCCGACUGACGAUCGACUGGAAGAGAUGGCUGCGAGGUCCUUCCAUUUCAUGGCCGUCGAUGUGGACGACGAGGGCUGCGAAGACAGUUUCGACCAAGACCGGCGGGAAUGGCAGCACGAAAAGGCAGCGUCAACAACGAAGAAGGAGCCGCUUCUAGAAACGAAAACCGCGGUGAACGUCAUCGAGAAGCAGCCGUUCAUGAGCCUCGACGAGACUCAGCCUAGGCUCAGGAAGGGCGAAAUGGUGCAGCUAUUCGACGAGCUAUUCGAGGAGGGCAUCCAACUGAAGCCCGCCGACGCAGAGCACGACGCUGGCGCGCCAGCAGAGCUGGUGGCAGCCGACGAGUCGAGAGGCUCGUACAACCUGGCUGAAUUCGACAAGCAUCCCCAGACCUCGGAGGUGUUAAUGAAGACCGAGUGGCGAGGCAAGCCGACCAGAACCGAGGAGCGAAGGCGAGAGAGCGAGGACGUGCAGCUGGUCUCGUACAAGAGCUUCGAUCCGGAGGACGCCAAGACCCGGGGGGAGGACCAGCUGGGGAAGUCGGCCCGCUCGGAGGGCCAUCGCGAGGCGUCGAGAGCAACGAAAAGCGAGAAGCGCGACAAGCCACACUACGAGAGCGCCGCCGCCAGCGGCAGUCCGCUCAAGAAGAAGAAGGUCAAGGACAAGGACAAGGACAGGGAGAAAGAGCGGGACCGGGACAGCGACCGGCCGGAGGAGCAGUGCGUGGACAUGAGCGCGCGCUACGCCAUCACGGUGCUGGACCAGGUGGUGAAGAAGGAAAUCGCCGAGGUGAAGGAAAGCCUGGAGGCUGCCAAGCAGGAUCUGAUCGAGGAGCUGAGCGAGACCGGCGAGAACGUGGCCCUGCAGAUCAAGGACUCGCCGUCCGAGUUCCAGUUCAAGCUGCAGCCCGAGUCGAUCCCCAGCGAGCUGCCGCCGUUGCUCUACGAGGUGCCCUCCUCCGACAAGCUCGGCGACGGCGACGCGGACUGCCCCUCGGCCCCGUGCGCCUGCUCGCCGGUAGCCAAGCCUCGGCGCCAGAGCGGCGAGCUGCCCCGGGACGAGGGCAUCGCCGCGGCGGCCAGGGAAGAGAGCAGCGGCUUCGCGCUGCAGCCCCCGCAGCCGGCGCCGCGCCGCCGCCCGCGGCGCGCCGACGGCGGGCCCGCCUCCGAGAGCGAGGCGGACGUGUCGAGCAGCGGUGAGUACGAGAGUGCGGCCAGCCGGCCGAGCUCUUCGGACAUGGAGCACCUGCAGCCGCUGAGCUCGUCCGAGUACGAGACGGCGGUCGCCUCCUUCGAGCACUCGUCGUCCAAGGCCACCUCCAAGGACUACGUGACCGCGGCCGCGAGCCUCAGCUCUAUGGGCUCGGUCAAGUCGCUGAGCUCCGGCCAAUACGCCAGCAUGGACAGCGCGAGCGAGCUGUCGGAGACGUUGAUGGCCUCCGACGGCGACGUGGAUGACGUGGACGACGAGGAGGUCGUCGACGGAAACCUCGAGAACAUGCUGGAGGACGACGCCAAGGAGGCGCCUGUUCGACUCGACCCCGACUCCGUACCCUGCCUGAUGAAGCGCUCCAGCGAAAUGAUCUUCAGCCAAGUGGUCGGUUGGUCAGCCCGAGCGAGUAAGCCUGGCGACUUGCACCUCUCAUCGCCGUCGCCGCCAUUGCAGAUCACUACCGAGUCGACGGAGUCGGCGGAGUCGGCGGGCGAGGCGAGCGGCCUGCAGAGGCAGCAACAGCAGAACCUCGGUAAAGCCCUGGCUGGCGACGAGCUGUCCAGCAGCCCGUCCGAGUCGGCGAAAGAGAGCUACUCGUUCGAGCCGGACUCGCUUGAAAUGUCCAAGCUCAUUGCGGCUGCACCCGAGCCGGAGGACGCGCACACCCACGAGCUAACUCUGCAGCAGCAGCAGAGUAUGACGUCGUCGUCGAUGUCGGGUGUCUCGCUGGAGACCGUGAUUGAGAAGGACCAGGCGGACAGGCGCUCGCCCGACAGCGACUCGUUCGAGCUGGUCGAGAAGCCCGAUCUCAUCGACGAUUUCGUAGUUAUCGAGGAGGUGGGCCGCGAAGCCCAGGAAUGCGACUCGGAAGGCAAGGGCAUCCGCAUCAGCUCGAACCCGCUGGCGAGCUCCAGGCUGUACGACCGCGACGUGGAGGACCUGCUGGCGAAGGAGGAGCAGCAGCAGCAGCAGCAGCAGCAGCAGCAGCAGCAGCAGCAGCAGCAGCAGCAGCAACAACGCCAGCGGCAGCAGGCCGCCUCGCAGAAAGGCGGCGAGCUGUUCGAGUUCGAGAGCGAGGAGAGCCCACCGCAGGCGUCCAACGAGGAGGGCUACUCGCGGUCGUACUCGGACGAAGAGCCGGACGCCGGCAGCGGCAGCGCCGCCAGCAAGAAGUGGGUGGAGAUGCAGUUCCAGCAGAGCGAGGCCGGCCGGCUGUACGAGCUCGAGUACGAGCGCGGCCCGCUGGAGGAUAUCAAGGAGGAGGACAUGGCGGAGCUGGAGGCCGGCGGCAGCCGCAUCGGCAGCCUCGGCAGCCAGAAGGAGUCGAUCGGCAGCCUGGGCAGCAUGCGCGGCAGCUUCGGCAGCACGCCCGACCACUUGGACUCGCUGGCGGCGCGCCGGCUGCUCCGGGCCAGCGACCACGACAACCUGUCGCUGAGCUCGCUGCAGGAGUUCGAGCACCUGGAGAGCGCGCUCGCCCAGUCGCAGGAGAGCGCGCGCCGCCAGCAGCAGCCGCGGCCGGCGCUGCAGGCCGGUGCGCACUCGGGCAGCUCGCAGGACUCGUCGAGCAACGGCAGCCUGCCGCGCGGCCGCUACAAGCCCGGCAGUAGCCUCGGCGACGACGCCUCGGGCUCCUCGGUGCGCGACUUCGAGGCGCUGGAGAAGGCCUGCCGGGAGGCCCACCUCAUCGAACUGCGCGCGCGCGAGGAGGAGGAGCUGCUGGACCACGAGAGCCCCGAGAACCGCUACAAGCUGGAGAGCCUGGCCAGGGCCAAGCUCGAGGCCCAGGACGCCACGCCCGCGGGCUCCUUCCAGCCCAGCACCUCGGGCUCCGACGACUACGAGAAGCGCAUCCAGGAGAUCGACGACAUCAUCAGGAUGGCCCAGGCGAGCGCCGACAAGAUCGACCGGCCGGACGUUGCACCGGUGGGCGACGCAGGCGACGCACGCGCCGUGGCGCGCGCGGAGCCGGUGGCCAGCCUGAUGGAGACCAGUGUGGACUCGCUGGAGGGCGAGGGCGCGCCCAACUACAGCCUCAUGUGCAAGAGCGCGGACUCGCUGGAACUGAGGGUCGCGCUCGAGCACCCCUCCAUCAGCUCGGACUCGCUCAAGGAUCCGUCGCACGAGCAGCAACAGCAGUUCCGGAGCAGCAGGCGAGUUUCCUCCGACAGCUUGGAGUGUCCCGGGCAAGAUCACAGCAAGGACGGCUCGAACAAGGACAGCAUCAGCGAGGGCUAGGCGGGCUCGGCUUAGCCGGCACUGGCCGACGUCGAUCACUCAUGGACCACGAGCUGUAGUCGGCUUUGCGAGCGCGGCGGACGGUCGCGUUGCCACUGCACGCACGAUUGUUUGACGCCGAGGAGUCGAGAUUUCAUCGCACAUCGAGACAAGCAGACGCGACAUCCUCUCGAUU